UCAGCUUGUUGCCAUUUGUCUCACACAGAAUGAAAGUUUCCGUGGAGUGAUACGGAGUACGGACUAAAUCCACUUGGGUUUAUAGUGAACAGAUACCAUUUACAUUUUUCUAUACACGAAGGACUUAUCUUGUGGCAGGUCUUGGCAGAUCGCCGCCGUAUGGACGAUGAGGAGGAUGAUGUGUUUGAGCCAGACUUCCACUGCUGGCGCACAGCCUUCAGGGAGAUAAAGUACGAGGACAGGGGAACCCAGACACCCAGCCCUGUCCUGGCACUGCCCAAUAGUAUGGUGCCCUGCGGGGUGGCCCAGGAGCCCAGACCACUCUUCUACGGCAACGCAGGCUUUCGAUUGCACUUCCCAGCGCAGUUUGAGCGUGUUGGAGACCAGGGGCCUCAGGGGGAGCGAGGGGGGAUGGAGCGGCUCGAACAGCAGCCCCAGCAGCCAGCACGCAGCAUAGAGGUCUACAUUGGACAGAAACUCCAACUCAUCGGAGACCAGUUCCUCCAACAACACCUUCAACUGUAUCACCGAAACCAAAGGAACAUGAGGCCCUUGUGGAGGCGCCUGGCCUCGGCUCUGCUCACCCUGCUGUUUGAGCAGGAGGCCGUCGCUGGAGGGGGGAGAGCAGGGUGGAGGUGAUGGAGUGGACCAGCCCAGACUACCCCUCUCCCACAGGGACUCAUAAUGGCACUGUCAAAUCUAACACGGGUCUGUUGGGAUAAAUAAAAAAAGAGAAAAGGUCCCCGCGGGACGGAGACAACCAUUUUUUACGAGGUCGUUUUUUUCCAAGAAGAUGCCAUGUUGUUUCACGAGAUUCCUCUACUGGACGAUGUCCUUAUUUUGGUAAUUGUUUGAUGAAGUAUUUUGUACAGUACAUUAUUCCUGUUGAAUUUGUUUGCACUUCCGUAUGUGUACAUCUUGAAUAGCCUUUAUGGUCCCGGAAAUGCCUUAUCAAUGUCUUCUGCCACAACCCAAUGACUGUUGACAAGAACCAAGCAGAAGAAAGAAAGAGAUGGAGGGAUCUGAAGAAGGGAAAGAAGAGUGGUUCAUGGGGUUUUCUUUUCUGAAGUUUCCAGGAAAUAAUUGGUCAAACUUGAUAAUUUACUAAUUUCCAAAGAUGCGGUCUCUCAGAACAAAGCAUUUUGCACCUCAACUUUCUCCUCAAUGGGGUUGUGUAUACUGUUAUAGUACUGUCCUAUUACAUGUUGAUUAUUCUUUGCUCUUCCAGUCACUUUCAUUGUAUUGAUUUCAAUAAUUGUUGUUUUUCCCAGUGUCACCAAAAGUAAUAAGAACAAAAUGGUGAAGCACUCAGUGGCUUACGAUGUGGUAAGUGCCACUUUGUGGUUUGAAGGUAGAUACAGUACAUAGCCGCGGGAAGCAGCACCCUCAGCACCCCUACUUAUUUUUUUCUCACAAAAUUUGUGAACUAGGCCUUUAUUACUGCUGUAUUAGCAGAGAAAAAUACUCCUUAGCACCACCCCCCCACCCCCCUUCAACAGCACUCCCAACCCAAAACAUCUUCCUGCAGCCAUGAUACAAAAUACAACUUCCAAAGCAAAAGUGGAUCCCACGAGUUACUCAGAGAGAACACCAGAUUUUCAAUCAUAGUUUAUUUCAGAUUUAUCUUUGACUAAUUUCAUAAGUCCCCAAACUGGACCCCGGCCAUUGUAAGAGAGAGUGUGCUGAUCAUUUCCGUGUCUUAAGACUACCAGGCCCUUCAAGUGGAGCUAUGGAUCCACACUGUUUGCACUAUAGUACAUCAGUCAGGAGUAGAUUAGGUUACAAAGCCAACCUCUGUCAUUUUAUGAAGGUUUUUAACUGUAUCUGAUUUUUUAUAGUAACAUUACAAUGUUUUCAUUCACAUGACCAAGACAUAUCAUCCCAGGACGUGACUGAAUAUGGACUGUUAUUAUUAGAAUAAAACAUCUGAGGUACUAGUGAUGCUGGUUAACUGAAUGCCUCAUUGAAAUUCCAGUGUUUUUUAGCCCUCUAAUCGAUGUGCUUUCUAACCCAGAGUCAGAGAUGCACUUGUAUUCUGGACACCAAAACAAACAUGUGAAACAACAGCAUCUUCUUCCCUCUCAGGAUUCUUGCAUGGGCUUUUAUACUUCUUUUUUUGUUUGUUUUACCUGUGGGGUGAUCUUGUGUUAGUUCUUUGUCCUCAGAUCCUGUGGUGUAACUUUUUAAUAGAAAUCACCCACUGCUAAUCCAAUUGAUAAGAGAACGUGUCUGAGAUUAGAAAGUAACUGGUAGUGUGCAAGACUGUAAUUACUGUUGAAAUAUGAAUCUGUUUGAAGACACUGAUGUAUUGUUGAAGAUGCUGUUUGUUGUACAUUUUAUUGCCUUUUUACUUCACUUUUUGUCCAUUUUGAAGGAGCAGUAUACAUCAUGAGGCUGUAAUUUCAGACACAACUUUUGGUAAUUUGGUCCUACAGUCAUCUUCUGUGUCAUCUUUUGUCUGUAUAAUCAGUACUUUCUUUCAACCCUUCAUUUAGAAUGCUGGAGAGACAGGUAACUGCGAAAAUAAAGGAAACACCCAUAUAAAGUGUCUUCAUAGAGUGGCGUUGGGCCACCAUGAGCCAGAACAGCUUCAAUGCACCUUGGCAUAGAUUCUACAAGUGCCUGGAACUCUAUUGGAUGGAUUCGACACAAUUCUUCCACGAGAAUUCCAUAAUUUGGUGUUUUGUUGUUGGUGGUGGAAAACGCUGUCUCAGGUGCCGCUCCAGAAUCUCCCAUAAGUG
This is a messenger RNA of Coregonus clupeaformis (lake whitefish), 2741 nucleotides long. RefSeq names its product bcl-2-modifying factor-like. Gene Ontology annotation, biological process: apoptotic process; positive regulation of apoptotic process; negative regulation of autophagy. The record is from RefSeq and is a predicted model, not a curated record. Gene Ontology annotation, cellular component: myosin complex. The coding region runs from base 160 to 639 and encodes 159 amino acids. The transcript has 4 exons. Lineage: Eukaryota; Metazoa; Chordata; Actinopteri; Salmoniformes; Salmonidae.